This is a messenger RNA of Leguminivora glycinivorella, 2181 nucleotides long. It is a transcript of the gene Tmhs, whose product is annotated as LHFPL tetraspan subfamily member 3 protein. The record is from RefSeq and is a predicted model, not a curated record. NCBI's taxonomy places the organism in Eukaryota, Metazoa, Arthropoda, Insecta, Lepidoptera, Tortricidae. Gene Ontology annotation, cellular component: plasma membrane. The transcript has 4 exons. Gene Ontology annotation, biological process: sensory perception of sound. Bases 231 to 1058 code for a protein of 275 amino acids.
GUUAUCCCCACUCAGUUGAAUGGCGUGCGGCGAGAGGUUGUGUUCGCCUUGCACGGCGGGUUAGUAUUUCGCUGCGUCCGUUUAGUGUCGUGUUUCUCGCGCUCUCGCUUGUGCCUUUUAAGACAUGAAUGAAAACAGUGCAACAACAGCAAAGACAUUAUAAUAAUACCAAUACCAUAAACAUGUGUUAAGUGUCUCAAGUUCAAGUGUUGUGAAAUACAUUCAGCAUAAUGGGUUCUAAAAUCGAGUACGUGGAUUCGUCACAUUUAUACGCGACAAACUAUGUCAGAAAUUCGAAAGCUAUUGGUGUACUUUGGGCGAUUUUUACGAUCUGCUACGCGAUAAUCAGCGUUGUGGCGUUUGUUACUCCAGAGUGGAUUGGUGAUUUAGAGACUGAAUACCCGAGGAAGUUUGGCCUCUGGCAAGUGUGCAGAACAGAUGAUGCCUUGGAAGACUGUAAAGGGAGGCUGGACGACUUCUUUUCAAUAAACGGGCUUGUGUUUAAGAUAGCGACUGCCCUCGUGGGUAUAGCUGUCGCAGCGGCCCUGUUUACCAUUUGCACCAUGCUACUCUUCUUUUUCUGUCAGUCGACCACCGUGUUCCACAUCUGUGGAUGGCUGCAACUUUUGUCUGCGGCGUGUAUGAUCGCGGGGGUGUGCGUGUACCCGGCUGCGUGGGGCGAACCGGCCGUGCAGGAGACCUGCGGACCGACGGCUGACCAGUACAAUAUAGGUCGCUGCCACAUCCGCUGGGCGUACCUCCUCGCUGUGAUCGGCUGUCUGGACGGCAUCGUGCUAGCAGCCCUCGCCUUCAUCCUCGCUACACGCCACGUCAGGCUCCAGCCUGACAGUCCGUACCCGCCACCAUCUCUGUAUAAAGGAGAAGUAAACAACGCGUACGUCACCGACGCGGCGUCCGUGGCCUCCCGCAAGUCGCUCGCCCUACAGCCGGUGCUGCUCGUCCCACACGCCCGUGCGAGGGACUUGGACAGCUACUCACAUUACUCGCAACGCUCCAAGCAUGGAUAUGCCAACACCAUGCAUAACUACCAGCUGUAACAGGCCAACAAAUCUCUGGCAUUCUUUGUAACAAUAUCUACAUGGCCUCAUAUUCAAGUCAUUUGAAGUUUGAAGACCGUCUACUUAAUUCCUCAUGCGGAUGCGUCUAAAAUCGUGGGUCCCAACCUCAGCUAUGCCAUGUAGAGCAAAAACAAAAUCGUUCCGGAAAAAAAUGCAAAAAGAUGACCUAAUUUUACGCAUCAUAGAUCCGUGCCUCGGCAUACGAUGGGUUAAAACCUGUGUGUGUGUAAACAGUUGAGCGACAUUUUGGGACAGUUACUAUUCGCAACGCUUCAAGCAUGGAUAUUAUGCUAAAUCUAUGUACAAUUAUCAGCUGUAAAUGCCAACUAGGCAACUCUCGGAUAAAGUUAAAGUAUUGAUAAACCAACCUAAAAGCUCAACUAUCUAAUUACCUUGAGCAAUCCGGAUCUAAUGUAGCCUCACGAUGUACCGCAGCGCCACCUAGUUUACGGAUAGAAAAUGAAAACUUCAAACGUCAACCGUCAGAUGGCGCUUUUAUAUGUUAUUUUGUAAUUAUUUUUUAUUGUAGAGAACAGCGAAUUUUAUAAAAAAUACAUUAUUUUGACAUUUUCGUAUUUAAGAAAUGUAUACCUACAACAUUCUAAUGCCAAUAAUUGAAUUUAUUUAUGAAAAAACUUGGCGAUCAGAGCGCCAUCUAGUUUGUCCUGAUGGUAUUUUAUAUGGAACAUAUGGAAUUUUAAUAUUUAAUUAAUAACAAACUUUGUUCUUGUAUGUACCUACUUAUUAUUUUUAAUUUAGUUUUAUAAAUAUUGUGUAGUGAUAACUAAUAAUGUACAUAUUUUUAUAAAUACCUAGCAACAAUCGGUCUAUCGUUGUAUAAAAGUACAAAAAGAUCCUCCAAAAGAGUUUAUUUUUGAAUAAUUUUGUAUUGUUAUGAAUUGUCUGAGUGUUUUUAUAGAACUUUGACAUCGAUGUACUUAAAAAAUAGACAAUUUGUUUUGCUUACUCAACUACUUUACCGUCCAAUAUAAAUAAUAAUUAGUUUUAACGUAACAACGAACUUACAGCGAAUGCAUUUGGUUCACUGAAUGCUUUUUUUAUAAUGAAUAUUAAUUUAAGCAAAUAAAGUAAGAUAAUUUUA